Drosophila teissieri is the source of this 759-nucleotide messenger RNA. RefSeq names its product mediator of RNA polymerase II transcription subunit 15. Lineage: Eukaryota; Metazoa; Arthropoda; Insecta; Diptera; Drosophilidae. Bases 1 to 759 code for a protein of 252 amino acids. The transcript is spliced from 3 exons. The record is from RefSeq and is a predicted model, not a curated record.
AUGUAUCCAAAUUGGCUGGCUCUGCUCCACUUGCCGCUGGUUUGUUUGGGAGUUGGUUCGCAAAUGUUUGCACAGCCGCUGACAAAGCACCACAACACCGGCAGCAUCCUGAGCAUCAAUCGGGCGCAGGGACAGAAGAUUGAGCCAGCCGCGCUGCUGCAGCAUCUGCAACAAAUCACGGGCAGCGAAGCGUUGGCGCCAUUGUUGCACGAGUUACUCGGCCAAACUGUGCCAAAUUGGCAGCAGCCACAACAGCAGCAGCAACAGCAACUCUACCAGCAACAGCAACCAACACAGCAGCAACAACAGGCCACAAAUCAACCGCAACAAGAACAGGGGCAACACUUUUUUGUUUAUGAAAAUGCCGCGGGUCAACCACCUCAAAUAUUGGCCGGGUUCAAUGGCGUCAAUGUGCAACCUGAACAACCAGGCCAGCAACUGCGCCUCCAGCCAAAGCCAAUUCAGACGGCACAACAAUAUGGAGGAGUCGGGCCAAAAGUCGUUAAGGCGCCGCCAGCCGCAGCUGCAGCAGCAGCAGCAGCCGUUUGGGCGCCACGAGUCGAGAGCCACCACCCGCCCCCAUCCCCGGCUGCGGCAACUGCAGCGCCAGCAAGUUGCCAACUCAGCAGCCAUCCAUCGGAAACUGCCGCUGCUGCCAGCCCCACUGCCACGCCCCCUGCGCCGUGUCCGCCUCCUGCGGGUGGCCAGAGGACGAUCCCCUUGCUCAGUGCCACGGCGCUCAAGGCGACAGCUGGUUAA